UCCAUCGCCGCCAACGACGACCGAAGAUGCCGCCCAAAGCCAAACUUGCACCAGUAAAAGCAGGCCAGACGUCUUCCAAGACUCCUUCAAGACAACGACCUUCACAAAAGCAGCACCCUGCUCCACUAACGGACAGACUGAAACGUUUGUUUACUUCCCUCUGCGCUCAAAUUGAUGGUGGGCACUUUGCAAAUGCGAUUCGUACAUGCAACAAGAUCUUGCGCCUAGAUCCAAAUGAUCGCGAUGCACUACGGACGAAGCUUUUCCUGCUUCUCCAAACCGAGCAAUAUGACACUGCCCUUGCUCUUAUCGCUGAAAUAAAUGAGCAGUGUUCAUUUGAGCGGGCAUAUGCAUUAUAUCGUGUUCAUCAAGAAGAGGAUGCUGCUCAGGUGCUAAAGGAAAUCAAGAGCAGUGGGAAAGACACGGAGCAGAGGGGUGCGAUGCACUUGGAGGCUCAGUUGAGCUAUCGCCAAGGAUCUUACCAGUCAUCCCUGGACAUCUAUAGUGAACUUCUUGAAACGGCUGAUCCUUCUUCGGAUGAACAUGCAGACAUCCUCACUAACCUACCAGCCUCACAAUCACACCAGGAUUUUAUCACCACUACGUUUAUGCAAUCUAUGUCUCAACUUCCCAACUCAAUCGCCUCGACGUUAGAAUCGGCGCCGCCACCUGUUCUCUCUCAACCAGCUUCAAUCCUCGUUUCUGUGGAAGAACCCACGAAAAAGCUGGAGGCUGGGGAAAUCAAGAAGAAAGUGCGAACAAAACGUGUGCCGAAGGGAGUCAUACCAGGGGUGUCGCCCGCACCGGAUCCGGAAAGAUGGCUGAAAAAGUCGGAACGAACUACUUAUACACAAGGGAAAAAACGGAGGGGUGCGGGAGGUGGCGCAACACAGGGUGCAACCAUUGGUGCUGAAAGUGGGCCUGUUUCUGCCGGCGCCUCACACGGAGGAAAGGCUGGGGGGAAAGGCAAGGGGGGAAAGAAGAAGUAGCGUAACGGUAGGGUAUCUGACAAGCUUGUCCUGAACUCUUAAUGCUGUAUUACAAAUUACGAGCAAGCUAUACUUCUCGAUUUCGUGAUACAUAUGCGCAUGCAGAUGGGAGAUCUAGAGAAGGUC
Molecule: messenger RNA, 1115 nt
Organism: Suillus clintonianus
Lineage: Eukaryota; Fungi; Basidiomycota; Agaricomycetes; Boletales; Suillaceae
Exons: 4
Coding region: 27-989 (320 amino acids)
Biological process (GO): SRP-dependent cotranslational protein targeting to membrane
Cellular component (GO): signal recognition particle, endoplasmic reticulum targeting
Molecular function (GO): ribosome binding; 7S RNA binding; protein binding
Source: RefSeq, a predicted model, not a curated record